Marchantia polymorpha subsp. ruderalis is the source of this 2241-nucleotide messenger RNA. The record is from the annotation of a GenBank genome assembly. NCBI's taxonomy places the organism in Eukaryota, Viridiplantae, Streptophyta, Marchantiopsida, Marchantiales, Marchantiaceae.
CGUCGUCCGGUCUGCCGGAGCUCGCCCAGCAGCAGAACAAGAGCCCUCAUGAAUCCGCUCGUGCUGCCAUUCCCUUCCAUCUUUCGAUCGAUGGGCGCGACAUGGUGACCCGAUUGCGCGCCUGAGCUGGCGUAGGUUCGCAUUCUUGUUGCUCGGGAUCGGCCAGCGCGAGCUGCUCCCGUCGUUGCUCGUUGCUCGAUCGGUUUGCUUGUUCUGCUCUUCUGGGCGUCACCAAGAUGAGCGCUCCGGCGCUGCUGCCGCUCGCGCUCGCGCUCGCCUUGUUCUCGGCGCGGGCAGCGUGCGAGGUCAUUUUCGAAGAGCGUUUCGAAGAUGGAUGGGAGAGUCGCUGGGUGAGAUCGGACUGGAAGAGAAGCGAAGGGCUUGCUGGAAAUUGGAUCCACACAGCUGGGAAGUGGUACGGAGAUGACGCGGACAAAGGUAUUCAGACUAGUCCAGAUGCAAGGUUCUUUGCGAUCUCAACAAAGUUCCCGCAGGAAUUCAGCAACAAAGGCAGGACUCUUGUGCUGCAGUACUCGGUUAAACACGAGCAAAAGAUUGAAUGUGGCGGUGGAUAUGUAAAACUCAUGAGCGGUUAUGUGAAUCAGAGGAAGUUUAGUGGAGACACACCAUACAGUAUCAUGUUCGGACCAGAUAUAUGUGGUACACAAACAAAGAAACUCCAUGCAAUUAUCCAGUAUAAGGGCCAGAACUAUCCAAUCAAGAAGACGGUUGCCUGUGAAACAGACCAGCUCACGCACGUCUACACUUUUAUUAUAAGACCGGAUGCCUCUUAUAGCAUUCUCGUCGACAACAGAGAAAGAGAGUCUGGAAGUCUGUACAACGAUUGGGAAAUUCUCCCACCAAGAAAACUGAAAGAUAACAAAGCGAAGAAGCCGGAAGACUGGGAUGACAGAGAAUACAUCCCCGAUCCAGAUGAUAAGAAGCCCGAGGAUUGGGAUUCUAUCCCUUCCGAAAUUCCAGACCCCAAAUCUAAGAAGCCGGAUGAUUGGGACGAGGAGGACGACGGAGAAUGGUAUCCUUCAACAAUACCAAACCCCAAGUACAAGGGACCAUGGAAGCCCAAGAAAAUAAAGAAUCCAGCUUACAAAGGAAAGUGGAAGAUCCCCUGGGUUGACAACCCAGAGUUCGAAGAUGAUCCAGAUCUUUACGUGUUUGCGCCAUUGCAGUACUUUGGUAUUGAACUUUGGCAGGUUAAAGCAGGCUCACUUUUUGACAACAUCCUCAUCACUGACGAUCCUGAUUAUGCUAAACAAGUUGCAGAGGAAACUACUCUGAAGAACAAAGAUGCCGAACUGGAGUCUUUUGAAGAAGCAGAGAAGAAAAGGGAAGCGGAUGAGGAGAGGGAGGCACAAGCAGCAAGGGAGGAAGGAGAGAGGAGGAGGCGAUCGAGAGACCGUCGAAGGGACUCUCACUCAAAAUUGCGAUCAAGAGAUAGAGCAAGAGAUUACGAUCGUAGAGCAAGAUCAAAGUCUGCUCGACUUAGGGAGGACAUGAAAAGCAAGUAUAGCCGGGGUUACGAUGAUGAAGACGACGAUGACGACGAUGAUGAUGAUUACUAUCCGGAUCACGGACACGAUGAGCUGUAGAAAGUAUAUCCAUCCAUGGCAGAUACAGGAAUCCUUUUGGUCAGUCUUGAGCAUCUUCUUGCAUGCUCAAAGAGGCAGUUCUGACCACUUAUUGAAAUUAGCGUUCGAAGGUGAAGGACGGAAGGACUUAACAGAUCUAUGUCAACGGAGUAGGAUUUAGAUAUCAAUGCAGUACAAUGGCUCAUAUCCUAGCGAAGUGAGCCGCGUUUUGCAUAUAUAAACAGGGCACCAACGAGUUGGAGGCCCCCUUCUAUAAUGUUUGAUGGGAUACUGGUUAUUUUGUUUGCUCUUUUAGUUAAGUCUCAGCCGACAGCGGUGAUGCCAUCCACAUUGUUUUAUUUUCGACUUACAAUUUCUGUCACCACCGAAAUGAGUAUAGCAAGAUGAAAUGAUAGAUUGAGAGCUUAAGAUACUAACUCUAGCGUACAUCAUACGUUUAGACUGCAUCAGUUUGAACUUGUAGUACGAAUCUCCUCGACAUUUUCUUCCUGGAAAAGAAGAAAAUGUCCAGGGUGCGAUUAGUUGUUUCAUACAUCUUUCAAAAUGUAGGGACAGUGCUCACUGUGUCUCAGUAAACGCGUGCUACACGGUUGUCAUAAGCAUUUUUGAGCUUCACCGCAACGAACCGUGUCAC